Messenger RNA from Caenorhabditis auriculariae, 9414 nucleotides. NCBI's taxonomy places the organism in Eukaryota, Metazoa, Nematoda, Chromadorea, Rhabditida, Rhabditidae. The record is from the annotation of a GenBank genome assembly.
AUGUGGCCGUCCGCCUCCAAUCAUGAUCCAGGUUCUAUAGGAGUUUUAAUGAUUCAUUGAAAAUUAGGGGAAUUUUUUUUUGAAUUUCAUAAUGUUGUGAUUACUUGGUACUGGUGGAAAAUUCUGGCCUUUUGACUGUAAAAUUCGUUUUUUUCAUUAUUUAUCUUAGAAAUAUCAGAGUGUUCCCUAUAGGGGUUAGGAUGUAAAACAACUUUCAUAGGAGCCGAAAAAUUGGUCCCUAUAGGGGUAAAAUUAAGGUGGUCCUGGAAGGGGUUUAGGGUCCGGCCCCUUAGCCCCUAAAGUGGUCCCUUAGGGGGUUCCUAGAGCGAAUUAAUGUCGGACCUCUUAGUCCCUAAAACUCAAAAAAAAAAAGCCUAGAGGGGUCUUUCAACUUCCUUCAAAAACGCUAAUUUAUUCAGUUUUUUCCAUGGAAAUGCUUCUUCGCUUAGAGUUCAUAUUAAUGGUCGACUAGCAUGCCCCCUAUAGGGGCCACUAAUUAAAACCCUUCCAGGGACCGCUUUUGAAAUCUUUAGUGACCCCUACAGGGGUUGGAAAAAUGGUCUUUAGAGGGGACACUAAGGAUGCCACUAUAGAGAUCACUCUGAGGUCCCUAGGUACUUAUUAGUAACCUUGCUCACUUUAAAGCUAUUUUCAAGCUCUUUUGUGCACUUUUCGAAACUAUUUUGUAUGAAAAACGAUUAUUUUCGAGUUUUCUGCUUGAGAUUAGUCAUGAAAAGACAAGCAUGAAAAUUAAAAAAGGUGGAAAUUAUAAGAAGAACGAAAAAAUUCAUUUUUUUUCUAACUAUCUGUUCAGCUUUUUUGAAGAAAAAUGAAAAAUAAAGGCAAAAAACAUCAAAAGAAUUGUCCAAUUAGUCUCAAAUAAAAAAAAAGGAAACUCCAGAUGAGAUAGUUCGAACUUUGGACGGCGUCUACGGGUACCGCUCAAGCCAGGCGACGUCUUCGACAGCCCAGUCCCACGGACGAUAUUCACUCGAUAGUGGAAUCUCCGGUUUCAAUGACAGUGUUUUAAGUGUGAGUUUCGACUUCAAUGGUCUUGUCAUAACAUUCUUUUAAUUUGGCAUGCUAUAAAGUGCGGACGUUCCUAAAAUGCGACCGCUUUUUUUGUUUGCUCCACUUCAAAUUUAUGAAAUACGGGCGUUUCUUAACCAAUUCUGGGAAUUUUUCAAACUUUUUUUUUUCUAUCUUCCCCUUUGGAAAAUAGAUUCAAUAACGUACUACGGCAAAAUUAAUGAAUUCAUUUCGAUAAGUUUUUUUUGAUUGGUUGAAAAAAUAAGGCUUCUCAUGAAGAAUUUUUAAAACGAUUUUAGUUCGUAAUUCUGUAAUAAACAAGAAAUCAGGUGGAAAAAAAAUUGAAGAUGGGACAGAAUAAAUCUUGAAAAAUUGUUUAAAAAACAAUAUUGUCGAAAAAUAGAAAAAAAGGCACCACUAUCCUGAUUAGAAAAAAAUUUAAAAAAAAAAAAUUUUUUUAUUUCAAAAAAAGUUUAUAAAAGUUCAAAAAAACGCCCGUAAUUUAAUAAUUUGCAAUGGAGCACAAAAAAUGGUCGCAUUUUGUAAAUGCCCGUACUUUAUAGCAUCCCUCUCAAUUUGGGUUAUCCUCAUUUUUUUAUUUUUUUAGAAAGCUCCAAAAAAAGUUGUUCUGAAUGUGCAAACAUGCAUUAAAACUGUUAAAAUUGAUUUUUUUCAGUAUCUUUCUUUUUUUUUAAUCUUAAAAGCUGUAUCAAAUGAAAAGAAUUUAUUAGAACUGUAAAAAUGGAUUUUUCUGUUUCUGACAUUUUUUUAUAACGACAAAAAGGGGGUCUAAAUAAACAAACAUGUGUUAGAACUGAAAAAAAUGAUUUUCCAGUGUCUUGCGUUUUUUUAAUCUCAAAGGCUGUUUCAAAAAAAAAAGUCAGUAGAACUGUCAAAUAUGGUUUUCCAGUUUCUAUCACAUUUUUUUCAGCAAAACGAGUCCCUGAUCUCCGCCAGCAGCUUUGACAUCAACGAGGAGAGUCUCGCGAGCUUCGACCAAAGUCCUCCCUCGAGUUCCACUGGCCCUCGUCCAGCUCCCAGCUCCGAGGAUCAGGAAUACUCGCCGCCGACGAAAUGGCCGAGGAUCGUGACGCCUCCAACGCGGCGAGCCAUCGGAAAAGUCGUCCCGAUUCCGCCGCCCUUGGAGCCGAAGAACGACGAAGAGAAUGUCGUUUUGGAGAGCGAAGAGAAGCCCGACGAAUCCCUGGACAUGUCCUUUUAUUCGCCGCCGAUUAGUAACAAGGUGAUUAUCAGAGGGAGCAUGAAUCUCUUGAAAUUGGUCUGAUUGAAUUUAAUAUUUGACUUCUUGUUUUUUAGUCGUUCUUUGCCUUGUAAGCUGUUCAGAGUAUUUUAAGGGAAUUUUGUAUAUCAUCAUCAUCAUCAUUUUCUCAAUACGAAUAGUAAUACAGUUCAAGGGCCGAAAAGAUCUCUAACCGAACCAAUUUUCAAAAAGGGGAAUUUAAACAUUGAAAACAGCAACAAACCGUGUAAAAAUUAGAAGAUAUUUUAAAAAGUUCAGCGAGAAGUUUUCUAAAUAGAUUUUGAAUCGCAUAGAAUCUUUACAUAGAUCAAACACAACAUCGGGAACGGAGUUCCAAACUUUAAUUAUUCCAAUACUAAUAAACGAGCCAAUGAUGUUACUAUUCUAAUAUUUAUGAACCUACGAAAUAUUUUUUUAUAGAAUAUAUUUUCGCAAGAUCGAUGUCAUUACAUUUUUCGACCUUUGGAAUAUUUUGAAGUUUGUCAGAUUGGAUUUGAAAACCCAUUUUUGCUUAUUUAAGGUCUUUCAGCUUUGUAAGCUGUUCAGAGUAUUUCAAGGGUCAAAGUAGAGAUUCCGUGUGAAAUUUGUCUAUGCGCCUUUAAAGCGAAAUCAUUAUCGCCAUAGUUUUCCUCGAUUUUUCUUUAUGAACUUUUCAUAAAACAAGGUUAUUGGAGUUUAUAAACGUAUGAUUGGUGUGAUAAUUAUAUAUAAAAUCGAAAACGAGGGUUUUUUUAGAUGAAAAAAAGAUUGAAAAAUUAUUACCUUAUUUACUUUUUUUAAUAUUUUUUUAUAACCGCAAGAGGAAAAAACCUAUAUUCUUCGAUUUUCACCAGUUUUUUUUGUAGUCCAGUUUUUUUCUUUGAUUCAAAUAUAUUGAGCUCAGAAGAUCGGACCCUUAUAAUUAUUGGGUGGGAUGUGAUUGGAAUAUAUCAAUUUUUUUUUAAACUUAAUGUUUUAAAUAAUUUUAUAUAAACAAAGAAACUUGUGAAGUUAGUAUAUAGUCUAUGUACCACGACUUGGAAUCCCAUCGAACGACAUUCCGCUGUUCCGCCGGGCGCCUUUGCGAAUCUCGGUCGCGCUUUCAAUUUUUUUUUUCCAUUUAAAUACUCGCAGUGGAACGAUACAUCUAUGAGCAAUAAAAAUAGUCUGGAAGAUUGAGCUAGAUCCGCAAAGGCAAAGACGCUUCUCUACCGCACGUAGCGGAACGUCGUUCGGUGAAAUUUCAAGUCGUUUCACACAGAGUAUAUUUAAUGUUAAAAAUCUCAAUUUCAAAAAUAAAACCUGUCUUUUUUCACUCUUAUUACUUUGUUUUUUUCUAGGCGAUCCUGAACGAGAGUAGUAAUUCGAGGAUUUUGCCGUUGCGGACGCCCAAAACGACUAGAAGAUCUCAUAAAAUGUUUGCAACCCCGUCUCCUUUUAGGUAUUAUCCCAAAGUUUUCAAAGAGCCCCAAGAAGUUUUUUUCAGGUCAUUAUCAUUUUCAACGCCCACCGUUUCCACAGUGCCACUUCGACUGAGUAACCAGGCAAAUGCGACGAGUUCGUGGAUUUUUCUUGCUCUAGGAGUUCAAAAAUUAAUUUAUAUAAGUGGGAAAUUCGUGAUUUGGAAUCUUGGUUGUACAGUUCCUCGAGAAUUUUAUCAGGAUUGAAAAAAUGAUUUUUUUAAGUGGCAAAUUUGGACUAGAAGUUGAAAAAAGUGCAUAAUUAGGGUCAGAACUCGUUAAGACUUUAGAUUUUAAUUUUUAAAUAUUUAUUUAUUUGGGGAAUUUUGAAAGAAUGAAGCUCAGCAGGGGCUCUACAAGUACUUUCUCCUUAAAAAAAUUUGGAGAAAAUUUUUUUUGGUAAAAAUAAAUUUUCUGCGUUUCACAUGAAUGUGUAUGAGAAAAAUAGGAAAAAAAUCGUUGAAUUUUUUUCUCAACUUUUGCAGAACUUUUUCAUCACUUAUUAGUGAUUUUGAUGUUAGUUUAAGGGAACCUUCAAAUCAAGGAUAGCUUUAAUUUUAUAUGUAUAGUUUUUUUAGGCCUUCAAAAAAAUGUUAUUUAAUAUACCUUUCCAAUAGCUUGUCAGUUCAUAAUCAAAUGCGUUUUCAAAGUUUUCAAAAAUCCUUCAAAACCGUAUAGCAUUCGAUUUUUGACCUUUUCCAAGUCUUCCAAAACAAAAAAGAACUUUCAUCAAGGUGACUGAGAACUGUAGAGGCCAAAGUUAUUUCGGCAACAUGAUACUCCCAAAAAGAGUUGCGCAAGUCACUUGGAACUGUGCAAUACGAUGCGAUUGUUUUCUGGGGCUCCUAUUGACUUGGUCAAUUGCGUCGCCGUCGCACCUUUUGCUUUUUUAUGGCAUUCUUUGACGUCCGACCUGAGUGGCCCAUGUUUGCCUGCUGGGAUUAGCUGAGUGAUGUCGAGUGAAUGGAGUUGGAUAAUCGAAAGUUGUUGGGAGAAGUUAUUUGGGGAGAUUAGGAGUGGAGAAAGUUAUUCAAUUCAAUAGAGGUUCAUUUAUUUCAGAUAGGCUUGAAGAAAAAUUAAAGAAGUUAGAGAGGAAAAAAAACUUUCCGGAAACGUGGGAAACUGAAAUGAAUGUUUAUCUGUUGAAAUAGCUGAAUUGAAUAAUUUUUUAGAGAUAAUUGGUUUUAGAACGAUUUUUAGAAUAGAUAAUGUAAAAGUUUUUCGUUUCUAACAUGCUUCGGAAUAAAUUUUUUCAUGAAUUCGCUCAAAGUAAGAGAUGGGAAACUGUAAUGGCGUGUUAACACGCUGUCUCUGUAGUUUUCAAAAAGUUUCAAAAUUUUAUUUUUUGAUUCUGAUGAAACUUCAUCCAGUGUGACAACCCAUCAUCAGAAAUGCGGACGCAACUUUUUGAGCCAUUUCCUCUUACUGUAGCCGGGUUACGGUAGGCAGGUGGGCACCUGCGUAUCUAAGUAUUGAAGAGUUUUUACUAGGCAAGUGAUAUAUCAAUCGAUAGGUAAUCCAAUUUUUGGAACUUCUAUAGUACAUACCAUCUUUGGUUACUGUAGGAAUUUUCGAGUUACGGUAGUUUUUCUGUUGGGAAAGUCGGUUUUUCGGUCACCCUGGUCGUGGGCAUAGAAUCGCAUCGUAAUUACUCACAUGGAAUAUGUCCUGUAGUAUGUUCUAAACAAUGCCACAAAAAAAGUUCGAAUUUCUAAACCCGUCAUCUCGAGAUUUCACUCCGAACGCGCGCAACUUGGCACCUUGCGACCAGGGUUGGUCGUGGUUGACGAUUUUUCACAUUUUUUUUUCGUUAGAUAUUGGUGAACAAACUCAUAUCUAUUGCUACUUAGAAUAUUUUUGUUACAUAUUUGAUAGCUUUGGAAACUGCGGGGUUGUCGGAAAUUUUUAAAAACCGGUCUUUUCAGAGCGAGUCGCGUUUUUUCAAGCCAAAACAGAGUUCAAAACGACGUUUCGGUCGAACAGGGAGCGUAUAGGUCUCUCCAAACCCCUUCGAAUGUCACAAAACAUACUGUAGUUAUAAUCUAAAAAAGUUUUAAAAAAGAUUUUUCACAGAAAGAAAAAUGUGAAAAAUCGUCAACCACGACCAACCCUGGCCGCAAGGUGCCAAGUUGCGCGCGUUCGGAGUGAAAUCUCGAAAUGACGGGUUUAGAAAUUCUAACUUUUUUUGUGGAAUUGUUUAGAACAUACUACAGGACAUAUUCCAUGAAAGUAAUUACGAUGUGAUUCUAUGCCCACGACCAGGGUGACCGAAAAACCGACUUUCCAAACACAAAAACUACCGUAACUCGAAAAUUCCUACAGUAACCAAAGAUGGUAUGUGCUAUAGAAGUUCCUAAAAUUGGAUUACCUAUCGAUUGAUAUACCAGUUGCCUAGUAAAAACUCUUCACUACUUAGAUACGCAGGUGCCCACCUGCCUACCGUAACCCGGCUACAGUAAGAGGGAAUGGCUCAAAAAGUUGCGUCCGCAUUUCUGAUGAUGGGUUGUCACACUGGAUGAAGUUUCAUCAGAAUCAAAAAAUAAAAUUUUUUUUUGUACCCGUUAUUUCUGACAGUUACAGAGACAGCGGUUUAAUUGGAGAAACGGAACAUGUUUCAAAACCAAAAAAACGUGUUCAUUGGCGCACCAAAGUUGCUCCAAAACAGUAACAAUUUUUGGUUUGGAGCAAUUUACUUGCGCUUCGGAACAAUUUUUGUAUUGUCCGAUGAACACGCCAUAAGUAUCAAAAGAUUAAACUUCAUUACUUUUUCGCCAACGGUAAUAUCUAUUCAUAACAGUUUUAAUGUAAAAUGAAACGGAUCAAGAAAAUUCGAAUUUUUUUUUGCAAAAAUACGCUCUGGGAAAAAAAGUAGUGUCGUGUUCAAGUAAUUUCUGCGAAGUUCAAAAAUUAAUUUGCUUUUAGUUUUUAAGAAAAAUUUGAGAAAAAAUUUACUAUAGUAAAAAAAUGUAUCUUGUUUCACUCUUUGACGGCGGUUUUGAGUUUUGCCAAAUCACUUUGAAUCCGAAGUAAGCUUUAUUUGGUAUAAAAAUAAUGGCUCCAAUUUAUUUUCGGAUAUUUUGUCGCCAAGUUUCAUCGAACCCCUUUUCGAACUAUUGAGGCUUUUUAUUCAUUUUAUAAUUUCCAGAAUUCCGGAUAUCUGGAGGUAGGAUUUCUGAUUCGAUCGACUCGACCUCUACUAACAAUUUAUUGGAUUUCAGGUUUUUUUGAUAAUUUCUAAUAAAUUAUUGUUUAUUCGGAUUCAGGCCCAUUCGACGACUUUCUGAAAAUGUCAACAAAAGUUCGCCGAAAAAGGAAUGCCCCCAGACGCCGAGCAGAUCCAUUUUGGUGAGUAAAAAAAUUUUAAAAAAAGGAAAGAAAAAAAUAGCCUUGAAGUUUUUAGGCUUUCAUGCUCUACGGAGAAAUUUCAAAAAUUUGAGCGAAAAAAAUUUUUCUGAUAAUUUUAAGGAUAAUUCUUAAAUUUUGACUGCUUUUUAUCAGUAGAGCACACAUGUGGCUAACUUUCAGCCUAUAUUACUCAUUUUACUUGGGAGAAAUUCAUGUUAAAUAAUAGCCUCGAAUUUUUUUAUAGAAAUCGUAAAAAUUCUGGAAAGAUUCCUUUAUCUAGUUUCUUUGGGAUCUCGUGGCUUUAAAAAAAGACUUUUUUGGAUUUUUUUUUCAUUUUUUUCCUUCAUACUGCACUCCCUAUUGAAUCCUCCUACUAGUAUCAAAAAUUCCCCUCUGUUUCUUUUAAAAAAUGAUCUUGAACUUUUUCACAAUGCUUAUUUUUCUAUUUUAAAGUCCGGAGAUGGAGCUUUCGAGGGGUUCGAAUGCUUGCCAAACGGAUCGCCGUCGAAAUCGUUUGAGCCUUCGGUUGAGCUCGACGCCGCAGGUUUCAGCCUUGAAGACGUCAAAUCUUACGAAAAUGAACGUUUCAGGAGUGAAAGGUAUCAUUUUUUUUUAUUGAUCAUCGAAGAGAAGUAGGGAAAGGUGUCCUUGGCGGCUUGAAAUAGGGCUUCUAGAGUUAUAAAAUAGCUUUCUAAAAAAUUAAAAAAAUUGAGAAAACUCAAAAAACGAUUUUGUCCAGUUUUCAAUAAGAAGAUUCAAUGGCUGAGUUGAAAAUGGAAAUUUUAGUCGUAACUAAGGAAAAAUGAAGACUACUACGAGUUUUUUGGAUGUCAGGUUGAAAAGUAGCUUAAAAAUGGAGAGAGCAAAAAAAAAAAACAUAUGUGAGAGUUGUGUAGUUUCAAAUUUUCAAUAGGAAUUUCAACUUACUGAAUUUAAGAUGGGGUGUAAAUAGAUUAUUGAGCUGUAACUGAAAAAAAUUAAUAACACUGCGAAUUUUUUGGAUGCCAGGUUGAAAAGUAGCUUAAAAAUGGAGAGAGAAAAAAAACAUAUGUGAGAGUUGUGUAGUUUUAAAUUUUCAGUAGGAAUUUCAACUGAUCGAAUUUAAGAUGUUAACUUUAACCGAAAAGAAAAAGAGAAAUCAUGACGAGAGAAUUUUAUUGAUUUUUUUCCUCUACCCUAUUCAAAGUUGAACUUCCAGAGAAACGCCGACGCUGACGCCAUCGACGAAAAGAAACCGACGGUCGGUCGGAGAUUUGAUGUUUUGCGGUGGAGUUCGAUCUCCGGAGGAGAAAUCCAACAGCCCGAUCCCUUCAACCUACGAUUUUUCCCUCUCUAACCAGCCUAUCGAAGUUUGAAUCGAGUUGAAUUGACUUAAUUUGUCCGUUGCGGUUUAGAAGGAACCCACUGUGAAGGUCAAGAAGAAAGAGGAAGAGAUUUUGAGGCCGGCAAAGCUUGAAGGACCUUUCAGGACGCCGAGGAAGCUGCCGAGAUUGGUAGGUUUUUGGUCUUAAAGAUGCUCCGGAUGACGAAUUAUGAGUUGCUUUUUGAGGAUUCGAGCGCAACUCGUUUUAAGUCGGGUGCACUUGAAGUCAAGAAAAAUUGAGUUCUUUUAACUAGCAUUUUCUUAUGAGCCAAUAGAAAAAAAGUAUGUGAAGACUGGAAAAUUUUGAUGUUAAAUUUCCAAUUUGUAAAGGAAAAUAACGCGUAAUCCGAAAUGUGAACUUGAAAAAAAUACAGCAAAUUCAAAUUUUUUUAACUUAUUUUUGAAUCUUUUUAUAGUUGGGUUGACUUCAAAAAGUUAACAAUAAUCGGUUUUUUUUUUGUCUUUUUCAGUCAUCAAUUUGAGGCUGAAUAAUUAUUUUCCUAUGAUAGUGGAAUUUCCUGGUUUUUUUCCUAUGGUAGUCUCUGAAUGUCGAAAGAUUUUCUUGAAAUGUCAUUUUUCUAUAUUUUCAAAGUUUUGAUGUUGUGAUUGAUAAGUUUGACUGGAAUCGAUAAAAAAGAACACGUAGUUUUUCUUGAUAACAUUAUCCAGGUGAGACCUUUUAAAAAAUUUUUUUUGAAAUUUUGGUUUAGUUUCGGUUGUUUUGAGAAUCAGUUUUUGAAGAAAAAAAAAAUCGAGUUUUAAAUUCGGAUUUAGUAGAUUUCUUUUAACCUCGAUGUAAUAUAGGUUUUGUCAAUCAAGGUUCAUUUUUUCAGUACUCCCAUCGUUGGAUGCAAAUCGCGACAGGCGGUACGACGGCCCAACAAGAACUGACCGCACAGGCCUACGCCUACUUGAAAUCCCGAAAAUCGUUGAAGCGGAAAAGUGAUGAAACCGAGCUGACUUCCACCCAGCUUUAG